Messenger RNA from Dioszegia hungarica, 1089 nucleotides. RefSeq lists its product as uncharacterized. Bases 1 to 1089 code for a protein of 362 amino acids. NCBI's taxonomy places the organism in Eukaryota, Fungi, Basidiomycota, Tremellomycetes, Tremellales, Bulleribasidiaceae. The transcript has 14 exons. The record is from RefSeq and is a predicted model, not a curated record.
AUGGCUUCUAUCAUGAACAAUCCUGCACUGAUGGAGGCUCUAGCGGGCAAAGUCCUCAGCGCAGACAGAAGCUUGAACAUCAUGCCAUUCUUCAUGAGCGGGUGGCUUGACUCGAUGCUGAUGGGCUUGGUGGUAGCCCAGGUGUUCACGUAUUGGCGCUUCGUCAAGACGGACAAGAAGCACAUUGUCGCUCUCGUGUUCGAGCAGGUCCUCACUACACUGGCCUCGACGGUCGCAAGUGGCAUUAUACUGUCAUGGAUGCAGUACCUCUUCGUUUGGAAUUUCGCGAAUUGGCUCCCUCUCAUCGAGAUCACAUGGAUCCUCCGAUACCUAGGCGUUGACUUUGCGAAUGUCUUGAUUGUUCACACCUUCUACAUUGACCGAGCAUGCAGACUCUACCGUCACUGGUGGCCCGCUGCUCUCCUUGGGCCCCUCACGGUCGGCGGGGCCACACUCGGAUUUGCAGCCGAGUACUACAUCAACACCAAGUUCAAGUACAUUGACACUGAAGGCUUCAACGACAUCAAAAUCAAGGGCACGAUUUACGGCUGGCUCUCUCUAGUGCUCGCUUCCGACCUCAUCAUUACUAUCAUCAUGACGCAUGGUCUCUACCGAGUCAAGACGGGGUGGGCACACACCGACUCCCGUCUGCGUCGGGUCAUGAUUCGAUGCUUCGAGGCGCAAGUACCCGCACUGAUCAGCGCUAUUGUCAACUUUGUAGCCUGGAACAGGCAGUUCCAAGUCGCACUCGUUUUGAUUGCGGUCAUGACCAAGGUCUACACGCUCGGCAUGCUCAUCACGCUGAACCUCCGAGCUAGCCAAGCACCAGUCGCUGCAGUGAAUGUGUCCUACCCUUCCAACCGUCAGAGCGCUCGUACGUCCGACCCUCGCUCAGAAGUGACGGAUCGGUCUCCGAUCAGGCAUGCUCAAGUAUCUAUCGACAAGCAGUCUUGGAGUGUUUCAAGCGGUCCCACAGCCCACAGCGAGAUCGAUAUCGAGAUGGCAAGGAGGGACGAUGGGUCCGAUGAGGUCGAUGAGAAGGCGUUUGAGUCUACGACAGGGCUAACGGCGCCGGGUAAGGCUUUCUGA